CCGCGGUUGUCAUGGACAACGGUACUGGAUUGACCAAAUUGGGAUUUGCUGGUAACGAUUCCCCAUCAUUCGUGUUUCCAACUGCGAUCGCUACCUCUUCAUCGUCCUCGAAGAACACCAAGUCCACCAGCGGUGGAUCAGCAUCAUUCUUGUCUUCCAAGAGGGGACUCGAGGACUUGGACUUCUAUAUUGGAAACGAGGCUCUCAAUGCUGCCAGCGGCCCCAAUUACAACCUCUCAUAUCCAAUUAGGCAUGGACAGAUCGAAGACUGGGAUCACAUGGAAAGAUUCUGGGAGAACUCCAUCUUUAAGUACUUGAGAUGUGAACCAGAGGACCACUACUUCUUGUUGACCGAACCACCAUUGAAUCCUCCUGAAAACAGAGAGAGCACUGCCGAAAUCAUGUUCGAAUCGUUCAAUUGUGCUGGUUUAUACAUUGCAGUCCAAGCUGUUUUGGCGUUGGCUGCUUCCUGGACUUCGUCCAAGGUCCAAGAUAGAUCUUUGACCGGUACGGUUAUCGACUCAGGUGAUGGUGUCACCCACGUUAUACCGGUGGCCGAAGGGUAUGUGAUUGGUACUGCUAUCAAAAACAUCCCAUUGGCAGGUAGAGACAUCACUUCGUUUAUCCAACAGGUAUUGAGAGAUCGUGGUGAAGCUGAUACCAGUUUACAAACUGCUGAAAAGAUCAAGCAGCAAUUCUGUUACGUGUGUCCUGACAUUGUCAAAGAAUUCCGUAAAUUCGAUCAAUAUCCCCAAGAGAAGUUUGCCCAGUAUGUGGUCGAGUAUGCUGACAAGAGCAGAACCAACGUGGUGGACGUCGGUUACGAAAGGUUUUUGGCCCCAGAAAUCUUUUUCAAUCCAGAAAUCGCUUCUUCUGAUUACUUGACUCCUUUACCUACUGUUGUCGAUCAAGUGAUUCAGUCUUCCCCAAUUGAUGUUCGUAAAAAGCUUUACAAGAAUAUUGUUUUGUCCGGUGGUUCUACUAUGUUCAAGGACUUUGGCAGAAGAUUACAAAAGGACUUGAAGGGAUUGGUCAACGAGAGAAUUGAGUUGAGUGAAAGAUUAAGCGGCGUAAAGAGUACUGGUGUGGAUGUUCAAGUCAUUUCUCACAAGAGACAACGGAACGCCGUUUGGUUUGGUGGCUCAUUGUUGGCACAGACUGCCGAGUUCAAGUCUUACUGUUACACCAAGAGUGAUUAUGACGAGUAUGGCCCAAGUAUUGUUAGAAACUUCUCUUUGUUCUCUGUGCCAUAGUUGUCAGCGUAUAGAAGAAUACAGACAAAUUACGAGAAUAAAUGAGGUUGCCCAGAGUGUUGUAGACUGGUCUGACUAGUAAGACAUAGUAGAGGACGAAAGUAUUAUUUUUUCCAUAAUUUUCAUUAUUUCUGGUGCUAGUAUCUCCUUAUUCCAUGACUAAGUUUUCAAUGCCAUGGUUUGAUGUCUUGUAAACGAACCCGAAGAACGAACUUCAUGUGGGACGAAUAUACCAUAUAUGUAGGCUGAAUGUCAAUCUAUAAUAAUAACUAGUCAAUGCAUCGUGCUCAGAGUCAUUUCGGUACCAACAUUUGUUUAGCUUGUAGUACCAACGGUAUGGAAUCGAAGCAAGAGGAGCAGAUAUUCAGUGAACACCUAAUACAUACAGGCACCAGCAGCUCUACCAUCCCAAGUCCAAUUGACCCUAAGUCCCUCGAACUUGUAUUUCGACAAUUCUCGUU
This is a messenger RNA of Suhomyces tanzawaensis NRRL Y-17324, 1714 nucleotides long. It is a transcript of the gene ARP3, whose product is annotated as actin-related protein 3. Gene Ontology annotation, biological process: Arp2/3 complex-mediated actin nucleation. Lineage: Eukaryota; Fungi; Ascomycota; Pichiomycetes; Serinales; Debaryomycetaceae. Gene Ontology annotation, cellular component: Arp2/3 protein complex; actin cortical patch. The coding region runs from base 12 to 1253 and encodes 413 amino acids. Gene Ontology annotation, molecular function: actin filament binding. The record is from RefSeq and is a predicted model, not a curated record. The transcript has a single exon.